UAGACGUGACACGUGUCCACGGAGUGUGAAACUCGCCGUUUAAACUUUUCCCUUCGCGACGGCAACGCGGUGACGUUUGCUCUUCUUCUCAAUCAUCUGAAACGGCCCCAAUUAUGGCUUUGUGUUUAAUUCAAUUGAUUCACUCGCCACAAUGAGGUCUUCAAUGCGUCUUUACAUCUGAGAGUCUGUUGAGAGCCGGUGUAGGAACUUCGUUGUAACAAGGCUCCUUCUCUGGGAAGGUCGCCGCAAUGUUAAGAAAGGUGGAGAGUUGAUGGAUGUCGAUCUGGUCAUGAUAAUGGAAAGGUUGUUAUGGUCUCUCGGUGAUACUGGACAUUAUAGAUCUCUGAUAUCAUUCAGGACUCGAGGGGUUUCCGAACCUUGCUAUUUUUGUUGUCCUUAUGAUACUUUGUCUCUUGCAUCUGUAUACAUCUGAGAAUGUCUCACGGGUUACUUUUUUUUGUUCAGUCAACUCUGCUCCAGGGGUCAAUCAGCGUGAAAGCAAAGACCUUAUCCUGACGGAGUUUUCCGCUUCUACAAUUACGACCAGCUCAUGUUUAUGGCCAGUCAGUCCUGAAUUCCUUGGCAGUGUCAGAACUUAAUUCAUAUGUUCUCAACUUCCAACCGCAGUACAGGUCUCGGAUACGUCUGACUCUGAUGUGUUCGUUCUUCUCAUGAAGACAUGGAAUUUUACAUCCAAUUUAUACCUCUCAAGGGUCACAAAACCUGAGGGUCUGUGUUAGGAAAGAGUGUGCUAGAAGAAGCUGUUGGAUUGGGAAAAAAAGAUAAAGGGAGAUAGAACCAGUGAAGAGAGUCAGUCAGUUCAAUGGAAUAGUUUUGUGGUGACAAAGCCAGGACAUGCUGCUCUCUUGACCAAAUUGUUAUACACAACAAAUGUAAGAUUCUGAUAAUUCUCAAUUACUAAUUUUUUUUGUCGUCAUGAAGAAUGCUUUUCAGGACUCCUCACAAUGACUUCGUUGGGAAGUGUCGUGUAACCCUCAAAUUAAUAUACUUUCCUAAUUGCAGAUCACAUGUGAGAACUGAUACAGAGAGAAAUGUAACACCAAUGCAUUUUUGGAGGCUCUCCUUCUGCACAUCUCAACCUUGGCGACUGGUUAAGAAGGAGAGGAUGUCGAGGAACCACAAGGCGGCGCCUGAGUAUGCAAAUUCUAAAACUGCGGUGUGGUGGGACAUGGACACGUGUCCGGUUCCAGAUGGUUAUGAUGCCGGUCGUGUCCGUCCGAGUAUAGAAGGGGCGUUGAAGGAGUUGGGAUACUAUGGUCCUGUAACCAUCACUGCCAUGGGAAACCUGAAGGAAGCACCUCCCCACCUCCUGCAAAGGCUCUCUUCCACUGGAAUCCUUGUUCAACACGCCAUCCCCGAUUGGGUAGCUACACUAAUCUUCAGUGAUGUGAUGGAAUUCAAAAGAAAUAAUCCACCACCAGCUACAAUAAUGCUCAUAUCCGAUAAGGUGGACAGGGAAUUGUCUUUCCGUCUUUGCCGGAAUCAACAAAUUCAAAGGGGAUACAACCUUGUUCGGGCACGUUCAUUUUGUGGGAAUCCGUCACGUCUGUACCAUACUGCUGAUUGGCGCUGGAAAACCAUACUGGAGGAGGCGGCAGAUUCAGUGUCUCAGGACACAACAACAAGUUCUGUUCUUCGGAAAUGCAGUUCGUCGGUCGAUUCCUCUGCCUUGUCGUCUUUUGUUUGCAGAGCAUGCAAAUUUACUGGCCUAAGCGUUGCAAGUUUCACCAGUCAUCUCUCCACUGAAGAACAUGAACCUUAUCCUCAUCUUCUUGUAUCAAAUACAUUUUUUUCAUUGUCUAACUAUUUCCUGUUUCUCUCAACAGAAGAUGGAGAAAUUUAGUGUGCCAGACUUCUUACCUUUCUUUACGACCAAGAUGAACGACCAAGCGGCGCCUGAGUAUGUGUAUUCUAAAACGAGAGGGGGGGUACCCUCAUAUAUUUAUAGUGGUUUGACGACUUCCACAUGGCUUGAUCAUCCACCACCAGCUACAAUAAUGGUCAUAUCUGAUGAAGUGGAAAAAUUCUCUCUCUUCCUUUCUCGGGCUCAACAAAGGAGUUACUACAACCUUGUUCUGGCACGUACAUAUACUCCUCAGAGUAUGUCACAACUGUACCAUACUGCAGAGUGGCUCUGGCAAACCCUACUGGCUAGGUCUCACGAGACAACAAGUUGUGUUCUUCGCAAGUGCACUGCUUCGGGUGCCUCUUCCUCCUCGUCGUUUCUUUGCAAAACAUGCCACUUUACUGCCCUAAGCGUUUCAGAUUUCUUCAGCCAUCUCUCCUCUGAAGAACAUAAACGAAAGGAGAUUCUUAUUAUCAAGCCUAUUCCCCACGACGACGAGGACAGUGACGAGGAAUCAAUGGCAAAG
Raphanus sativus (radish) is the source of this 2393-nucleotide messenger RNA. RefSeq lists its product as uncharacterized. The record is from RefSeq and is a predicted model, not a curated record. Gene Ontology annotation, biological process: regulation of gene expression. Gene Ontology annotation, cellular component: peroxisome. The coding region runs from base 944 to 1864 and encodes 306 amino acids. The transcript has 10 exons. Gene Ontology annotation, molecular function: RNA nuclease activity. Lineage: Eukaryota; Viridiplantae; Streptophyta; Magnoliopsida; Brassicales; Brassicaceae.